AGAAAAUUCCCAUCAGCUCUUCACUUCUUCAACCACUGCAAUUUGUCCAGAGAUUAAUAUAACAGAGACGGGAGAAAAGGGACGGGAAUGAAAUCGGCAUUUCGAACCGCGUGCUUCAUUACACGCUCCGCUAGCUUCUUAAACCCUAAACCCAAUUGUCUUCCCAUUUCCCGCCCUCUCAGUCCCGCAAUCACUACGCCUGCGGCCCUUCCCCUUCCCCUGGUAAUCGCUUCUUCUUCCUCCCUCACUCAGCCAUUUCGCCCAUUCUGCUUGUCUGCCUCCAUGGCCGGCGCCGGUGCCGAUGCGGGCAACUCGUUGUCCUCCCUUGAAAGCCAGUUCAAGGGUUUCCGCAGCCAGCUGGAAGAGUCGGGCUCCUUGCGCGACAGGAUUCGGACGGUGGUGAGUGAUAUUGAGUCCACUACUCGGGUCAUGCAAGCGAAUCUCCUCCUUGUUCAUCAGUCUCGCCCGGUCCAAGAUAUUUUGGAAGAAGCGAAGGCUCAAAUUGUCAAGCUGGGGGAUCUCUACAAGCAACUUGCUGAAAUUGUUCGGGAAGUCCCUGGACAAUAUUACAGGCGAGACCUCUGCCUCGUACAACUACUGAAUGGUUCAGAGUUUGGUUUGGACGUUGAGGACUAUCUUGUAGGUAUUUGCUUCAUGUCCAAUGAGAUGCCUAGGUAUGUAGUGAACCAAGUGACGGCUGGGAACUAUGAUUGUCCAAGAAAAGUGAUGAAGUUCCUCACAGACCUCCAUGCAGCUUUCCGAAUGCUCAAUCUCCGCAACGACUUCCUUCGCAAGAAGUUUGAUGGAAUGAAGUACGACUUGAGGAGAGUUGAGGAAGUUUACUAUGAUGUCAAGAUUCGCGGCUUCGAUGAUUUCUUGUUCAAAACCGUGAACUCCAGCUCAGGAUCAUCGGAUAAAAUGGAUAUCAAGUCACGGUUUGAUGCAUUUGGAUAUACGAAAUCUCCGCAGGGAAAAGAUGAUGAUUUCUUGGCUCCUGCAUCACGAGGAGAAGCGGGUGAUUUCUGGCCCAUGCUUGCUGAACCUAAAGCAGAGAAUCGGUCUGUGGAUGGCUUCGUAUGGUAUGAUAACAAGAGUUCUUGGAGUUGGACCGAAUCCGAAAUUGAUGAAUUCCUGCAGGCCUUAGAGUAUAACCCAAAAGGUGGGCUGGGUUACAGCGGAGCCGAAGCACAAGAUAUUGUAGAGCUUGAAGCUCUAGAUGAACUGCUCGGUGGCAUUUAUGAAGUGGAUAGUUUUUUCGAAGCGAACAAGUCCUCCACUAAAUGUGAAGAAAGUCAAUCUCCUGGGCUUAGCUCUCGUAGCAAUGGUGAUGCUGCAAGAGCAGCUGUUCUUGGGUCGGCAGAGUCAGCAAGAGCAGCUGUUCUUGAAGCUCAAUGCAACAAUGAUCCUAAGAAUCUCAAUCAGAUGGACUCAAAGCCCUCAAAUAUUGAUUCAUCAGAUGACCUCAAUACCCCAUCCGAGUCUGAAGAUGACUUCAAGGAGAAACAAAGAUCUAAGAGGUGCAGCGUUAGAAGGAAGAAUCACACAAUGUGGACUACAGAGGAGGUGCGUAAACUGGUUGAUGGAGUUGCACAGUUGGGAACUGGGAGAUGGACCGACAUAAAGAAGUUGCAUUUCCCAUCAUCUUCUCAUCGCACGCCUAUGGAUCUCAGGGACAAAUGGCGAAAUCUUCUACGAACCGCCUGUGCCGAGCAUGAUCUCAAACAUAAGAGACGAAACAAAAGGGUUGGCGAAGAGAAGAAGGCGGGCAUAGGUGGGGUGACGGAACCUCUGCUGCUACGAGUCUCGGAACUGGCCAGCAUUCAUCCCUACCCGAGGAUUGUACGAGGUGGGAUGUAUAUGAGGAACAAGGACUGAUCUUUAACCAACCAAAUGUUAGUUCAUCAAAGUAAGCUGUGAAGCAAAAACAAAAGAAUCUAGUAUACCAAACGGGCUAUUACUGAUUUCUGGCUAGGUAGGUAGUUUUUGUUUAGGGCAUGGUCGGUGUAUAGAACAAGAACAGUAUUGUUCUUCGGAAACUUACAGAGUACCGGCCGGGUUGGACAGAGGCUAAACGUGUAGGGUUAACUGUGGGGAUUGUGUUAGAUUUUGAACUGUAAAAAGUAGCUUGGUUUUUUGCGGAUCAAACAGUGUGUUGUUGCUAGCUUAUACAUAUGGAAUUAGAUCAAUAUCGACUAACUUUGGCUCAUGGUUCUUGAUAUCAUAUCAAAGAUCCUAUGAGAAGGUUAGCAGAAGCCAGAAUGAGUACGAGAGAAGUAAGCGAAUGAAAUUUAAUUUUGCGAUUUUAAAAUCAGACGACGGAAAUGUGUACAA
Linum tenue is the source of this 2331-nucleotide messenger RNA. The record is from the annotation of a GenBank genome assembly. NCBI's taxonomy places the organism in Eukaryota, Viridiplantae, Streptophyta, Magnoliopsida, Malpighiales, Linaceae.